CCAGGUCACUCAUUCUCUCUUGUGCAGCCGGGUAGGAUUAGUGUUCGUAACGCUCGAGGACGUGUCACUUAUUCAACGAAGUUUAUCAAGUCUUGGUACACAGUGUGUUGUUUACAACAAAUGUGCGAUUAUGGGCAGCACAAAAUGUCUCAAGAAACGGCUACAAUUAUCAAAGCGAAGGAAAUCCGCAAAAAGGAAAAUGCUUCUGGCGCGUACUGCUAAAAAUCUAAAAAGGGCAGACACUAAUGGCGUAUUACCAGAAAGAGAAGAUGAUUUGCCACCAUUGGUAGUUGAAACUGUCAAGGAGUCUACUUCAUGGGAUGAACUGACAGGAAAUCGCAUAUUCACCCCCGGAUUCGUAAUUCCGGUUAUACUACAAAUACAGAGCAGUCACACAAGAAAAUGCACGGCUGGCACUAUUCGAUUUAAAAAAGAAAUUCUAAGUGGCCUGCACUGCAAAUGGGUCCUCGAAUGCGAUAUGUGCCACAGGGAAUAUGAAAUACAAAAUGUAAGAUCUGGAAGCAGUGUUAUAAACACGUCAGGCGCUUGGGCAGCCUUGUCAUCAGGAGUUGGUUUCUCUCAGUUUGAGAACACAUUAAGUGUGUUGAAUGUUCCUUCCAUGAGUCAAAACACAUUUCUCAAGGAAGAAUGCCUCAUAGAAAAGAUACUGGAAGCUGACUUGUACUCGAGCAUGAAAGAAGCGGGCAAGGAAGAAAGAGAACAAGCUAUUCGAAAUGGUGACAUCGAUGAUGACGGAAUCCCCUUCAUUACUGUGACCGUGGAUGGCGGAUGGGCCAAGCGUAGCUAUGGACACAACUACAACUCCUCAUCUGGGGUGGCAGUUAUAAUAGGCCAACAUACGGGAAAACUUCUCUUUAUGGGCGUCAGGAAUAAGUACUGUUGUAUUUGUGAACGAGCCAUUACAGAACAGAAGGAAGCGAAACAACACUUGUGUUAUAAAAAUUGGGGCAAAACAAGACCAUCAACAGCUAUGGAACGAGAUGUUAUUGUUGAAGGAUUCUGCCAAAGUUUUGAAAUGCAUGGAUUAAAAUACAAGUAUUUCGUUGGAGAUGUGUAUACGCUAGGAUCAUGGAAAAAGUUCCUUAUGGACGUAGUGUCUUUAAAAUUGAGUGUGCCAAUCACUGUGUCAGAAACUACACCGGUCAUUUGCAUACCCUCGCAGCAGACAAGACUUUUUCGUCGGAAGCAAGGAAGCUGCUGA
Molecule: messenger RNA, 1222 nt
Organism: Bacillus rossius redtenbacheri
Lineage: Eukaryota; Metazoa; Arthropoda; Insecta; Phasmatodea; Bacillidae
Exons: 4
Coding region: 131-1222 (363 amino acids)
Source: RefSeq, a predicted model, not a curated record